Messenger RNA from Pocillopora meandrina, 14470 nucleotides. The record is from the annotation of a GenBank genome assembly. NCBI's taxonomy places the organism in Eukaryota, Metazoa, Cnidaria, Anthozoa, Scleractinia, Pocilloporidae.
AUGGCGGACGUCGAAGACGAUGAGAAGUUUUUGUAUGGAGGUAAGGAUAGACUCUGAGAAUAUACCCUCGUAAGCCAUAUCUCCAGCGCUUGAUCCUGUCAUGAUAUAUUUCUCUCCGUGCCCUUUAAAUUACUUCAUAAACGGACAAAUGAAUACUUUUGAGAUGACCUUUUUGAGCUCUCAUACAUAUCGAAGAACUAAUUGUCAGAUACUCGUUGGAAACUUGUCUCAUGAAAUUUUCUCCGAAGAAUCGUUCAAUUUUUCGCUUCGUUUCCCAGUAGAAUAUUAAUUUUGACUCCGGAAAAUAUAGUGAUCAUAUAUCUCAAUAACCUCUAAAGUAUGGGUUUGUACAGAUUCUGGAAUUCUUGAAAAGUUUAGUAAUCUGCCUAUACAGAUUUGGGUCCUGUAAAAACCAUCAAAAAUAGAUUUUAACUCUUCAGUUAGAAUAAAAUAGGUCUGAGGGCUUAUGGUGCAAAGUCUAUAAAGUUUCUUCUCUAAACGCUUUGUAAAAUUUAGGAAAUCUUUCCACUCAAGCUUCUGAAAUUUCUUGAGCAGUUUUGCAUUAUAUUUUUUCAGCACUCUGUGUAUGUGCACUGCAUCAUUGUUACAUCAGUGGAAAGAAAAAGUUAAAAUCACUCAAUUCAUCAAUUCUGCAUGAAGAACUGUUGAUGAAACAUGUUACAGCUUGUUUUAUCCAUCUAUUCAAGUGCAAGCUGACUCAUUUCAAAUAGUGGUUCCCAACUAAAAAAAGUUCCUGUUCAGAAUAAAUUGUAAAUACAUUUGGAAAAAAUUUGGAUUAAUAUGGUUAUAUUUAAAGAGUAAUUACCUCUAACUGUUUUAGAAGUACCCCAUGUCUUUCAGUCCUUGUAGAUAUAUGAUGGUAUAUUAAUUUUUUAUUCACUCUAAGGUGGUGAUGCACAGGAAAAGGACCAAACAUUGAGGUAAGAAGUUUGUUUUCUUGAAGGAGAUAAACACUAGGUAUGCCAAACAAAGACAGAUAUAACAAAGUAAAAUUAUUUUUGAGCAGGCAUAAGUUUUUUUAGUGUUAAAUUUAACACUUUUACUCCAAAGAUCUGGUUGUUUAUUCUCCUUUCUAGCUGCUGCUGCUGCAAAAAAAAGUAAUUACCAGAAUUUGGUGUUAGAUCAAGAUAAUGAAUUCUACCUGAUAAGUCUGAGCACUCUCAUUACCCGUUUGCCAGAAAAUGUAUGGUUGUUAUAUGGAGAAGUUACAUGUUCAUCACUUGUGGGAGUUCAAGGUUGCUUGCAGGAUGCGUGUUGUACUUAAGCACAUGUCUUGGGCUUAGUUUGAGUUUUCUCCAAGAAAUGUAACAGCAAGAGAAUAUGUCUGAAAAAGCUUGAGCCAUUGAAAUUUAGUUGGAGAGUUCUCAGUAUUCUGAUGCCUCAGGGAACACCCUUCUCACUUCCUUACCCACUCCCUCAAGUAAUUCAUAGGGAACUUUACCAGUAAUAUGGGUGGCAAGUGUCAAUCAAAAAUCUCUCAUUGAAACUUGUAUUGAAUGAAGGGGGUAAGUUUCUAAAGAAACAGUGGCACUGCCAUUGGAAGAGGAGUAUAACAAGAUAUUUGGUUUUAUCAACUGUUAUUGAGUCAUUUAACCCCCAAAAGUGAUUAACAUGUAACUUUUCUUGAUAGCAAUAAAUUAUCCAAUAGUUUGAAACUCUUCUUGGUGGGUAAUUUGCAACGUCAACUCAGUCGAUAAAACCAAAGAAAAGUAAUUGAUUACUUUUCACUUUGUACACUCUCUACAGCACUGAAAUAAAACAAGAACCAAAAGAAGAAGAAGAAAUUACAGAAAAUGGACAAGUCAAAGAUGAAGAUGAUGCCAAGGAAGCUGGAGAGCUAGUGAGUCUUAAACUUCACUUAAUACAACAAUUUUCAACAGACCUUUGCAUGUUUUGGACAGAAAAGCCACUUUCACUCCCAAGGGUGAAUUUGAUGAAACUUCUAUGAAGCAGUUUCUUGGAGCUAGUGGAUUUAAAAUUACAGAUUUUAUCCAAAGCAAGAAAAAUAUUGACAUCUUCAGUAUGAUUUAAUAUGUAGACUACUAUGUUACUACUGUUACUGGCAGGGGCAUCUUAACCCUCUCACUCCCAAGAUUUCAUUAUAAAUUCUCCUUAUUGUCUUUCAUGCAAUUCUUAUGAUGCUAGCUUGGAGAAUUUGGCAUUAGAUAAACUAAAAAUCCCUUUAUUGAUAUUUUUCUUUAUUCUCAUCACUUGUCAGCUUGAUGUUGUUUUCAUAUUGCGAAGAGACAUUCUGUCUUGGUUGCUCCUGGGAGUUAAAGAGAUAAACGUUAAAAGAGUUAUUAUGCUCAUGAAAAAAGACAAUGAUUUUAACCAAAUUCACUCAAGUAUAUCAGUGCGUAGGACCAGAUGAAGUAGAGGAGACAGAUAGUUUUCAAGCUAUCAAUAAUUACUUGUUUCUUGAUUUUGGAAUGUUAAGUUUUGUGUUGGUGUCCACAGUGACAGUAGUUUGUCCUAGUGCCUGACUUCAAAUUAACUGAGUAACUUACAGUUUAGUGAUGAAUUUUAUAGAGCAAUGAAGAUGAUGAGGAGGAUGAUGAUGAUGACGAUGAUGAUGAUGAUGAUGAUGUCCAGGUCACUAUUGGGGAAAUAAAUACGUCAGCAGCACCAUAUGGGUAAGGAUGUACAGUUACUUUUUGGUACCAAAUGUAAUGGUUAAAAAUAUCAAAUUUGAAAUACAUAGGACAUGUGCUAGCACAGAGUAAAGCAAAGUUUGUACUCAAGCCAAUUCACCCAUCUGGUGGGAGCUUAUCCUGGUUUCCUCAAGGAAUCAGAGUAACACAGUAUCCAUUUAAAUUCUUGGGUGAGGCACUGUGAGGGUCAACUGUUUUGCUCAAGAACACAACGCAUUGACUCGGCCAGGUCAAGAACCCAGACAUCUCGACUCAGAGUCCAGCCCACCAACCACAAAGCCACAGUAUUUUCCACAUUGCUGCAGAGUUUGUCCAGCUAAAUUUACCAAUCCCUACAUGCACUGUUGCAGAGAGAUUGCAAAAAGUUGGAAUUUUUCUACAAGUGUCUCCAACAUGUACCAUGCUGAUGUUCAAAUAAUUUUUCCUCAGAGCUCCAUAUGCAGCACCUGUAAACUGGAAUUUCAAGUCAGGAAGUGGAUCUGCUGCAGUAAAGGAUACAAAAGACAAUAAACACAUUGAUGUGGAUGCAGUUGGUACAGUUAAUGGUGUAUCUGUGCAUGAAUUCGAUUUGGACUCAGUUGAUGACAAACCUUGGAGAAAGCCUGGUAAGAGUUGUGACAUCCAGUGAUGCUAAGAAAACCACCAAAGUGUAGAGGGAAGUUAUGCCCCAUCCACAGCAGCAAAACCAGGUUAACUAAAAAAGAAUCAGAAACAGAGAACUGAAAAACUGAAUUUUUCUUAGGGUUCUAGUGAUCUCACUGUGAUACAUUUGAAGUUGACAAACAUCUGAUCAACCAGCUUAAAUGAAGAAAAAAAGUUUAAGCCGCUCUAACGAUCAAAAACAGUGUUAAAACAUGUUUAAGAUUUGGUGUGAUAGGGGUGUUAAUUAUUCUCCUUUGCAGCACUUGUAUGGUCUUGCAUGCAACACAGUCAUGGACAGAGAAAAGGUUGCAUAGUGAAACCAAACACUGUGUUACCAGUCACACAUGAGAGUGGUUAACCUGUGGUAUCUCUACUCGGGAAAUCAGGCAUCCAUACUUUGUGUGUAACAAUAACUGUUUCUUGUUCACAGGUGCUGACAUCACUGAUUACUUCAACUAUGGAUUCACGGAAGACACAUGGAAACAAUACUGUGAAAAGCAGAGAAGAAUGAGAAUGGAAUUACAAAUGCCAAAGAAAAUAUUUGUAAGUUGUGAUUUGCUGUUAGUUGUAGCUGUCAUAAUACGUCCGCCAUUUGGUCCAAUGAAGCUAUUUAUAGCGCCAUCUGAAUGCAGCAGAACAGACAGCCCUUUGUAAAUGUGUUGUGCCUAAAACAAUGUUUUAUCCUCCCUUAUGGUCUUCAUUAAGUUUUCCCCUUCAUAUCUACAAGUAUGUUAAACCACCUAAACUGUUGUAGAAUCGCGAAGGAACUUGAAAUAUAAUUAACGUAGCUUGAGUUGCUGGCAUCAAAGGGUAAAGAGAUCGAGAUGAGGGUUAUGCUGGUGCGAAUUGCCAUCGUUGUGAUCUUGGUGAGUUGUUAGAAAACCCCUCCCUUCAUUUGUUCGCCGAAAGCGUGUAGAAACCUAGAAAAUAUCGUGGCCUGCUUUUAGAAAGGGGGAAAGGGUAGUUUAUUGCGGGUGCGAGAUGCGUUUUUCAGGUCCCGGUGGAUUGCGCUUAGCGCCCACAUAAACUUUCCUUCCCCACUUUGUACGACGGCCUCGCAUGCUAUGAUGAACAGGAAUGUAAAUUACUCACACAGAUAAUACCUACUAGUUCGAAUGAAAACAGGGCAAUGGUAUGUAAUCUAACUAAAAAUUAUACUUUUUCUGCGACUUUUUAUUAAUCUUUACAACCUUAAACUCUUAGGUAUUUUUGGUAUUUGUUUCUCUUCUUUGAACUUUAUAAACAUUUGUGUUUCAGAUGCACCCACCAGCCACAGUGGACCCAACCUUGCUGCCUGAUGGUUUGUACCAUGCUUAGUUAGCUUCCAAUUUUCCUGCUCUAUAUACUGUUUUUCUUUCUUUCCUUGUGCUGCAGAGGUCCCAUAGAUGCUAAUGUAUUUUUAUUUGAAAACGCAAACCUUUUUUUAUGUGUUUGUGCGUAUUACUGCAGUAAGUAUCCUCAAAACGCCGAUGGAAACGUAGACUUUUGAAAACGGUUGCAAAAGUGGGGUCCUUUGAAUUGUAUCGGUUAGGAAGUGCUUCGUUUCUGUUACGGAGAAGUGAAACCAGUCGCUUAUUGGAAUAGUUCUGAUAAGAUGAAUUUUGUUUUUGUUUUUGGCAGGGAGACCCAGAAAGGCAGGCCCACCCCCUGAGAGAAAACUGGAAGGAAGCAUAGAUGUUAUCGGCGGAGAGGGCUCCAGAGGUAAGGUUAUGUGACUGGUAAACAAUUAACACGGCCAGCACGUCAAGAAACGAUGUAUAGAUAUAUGCGAAGUUAUUAUGUGUCGUUUUUAUGGACCGAGACUUGAUAGAGGUUUCUGAAAACGAACGAAGGAACGGGGUCAAAAUCCGGCCUUCUUGACGAGACAGGCUCGGUCAGUAUAGGGUUUAUUGUCUCACAAAUAAUUACUUGAAAGGAAUUCACUUUUCGGGAACAAAGUAGGAGUCAAAUGGGGCCCACGGUUCGCUUCCUCAGGCUCGCUCGCAACGCCGGCCGCGUAAUAAAACCGCCUAGAACCCUAGUGAAGGUUACUCUUGAAGUUAUUAGAAGCGAGGUUUCACAGUGACGAAGAUCAAGUUGAAAGACAGAAAAUGGGAUUUAUCUGGGACCUUUGUGGUGGAGGAGUUACGGUCAAAAGAGCAUACGACUUGCUCCCCUCGCGCCGCGAACUAGAAACAAUGGACGAAAAGAACCAAAACAUUGAAAGAGUUCAGUUCCCUUCUGAUAAGAAGAUGAAGCUUUGGAUGAUGUGAAGUAUUACCGCCAAGCAUACUGCAGUGCUUACAAGGAAGAUCUCCAAUAUAGCCGCAUUUUUUAAUCUGAACAUUUAUUUUUGUGAACAGUGUCAAGAGGGCCGAAAACUUAUAUUAGACGGACAUUUUUUAAUUGUAUUAACCCUCCUAUAGAGAAUCACUGAUGCCCGCUGCUUGUGGAAAACCGCGGUUUAGGUAACCUCGUGUAAAUAACUGGCCCUAAGUUUCUUUGAAAUUUACAGAUAUUGUUCUAUAUUUGUUUGUUUGUCUGGUUUUUUCAUUAUUUUUAAUUUUUCUGAUUCAGUUUUGAUAUCAUUUCAGUGGAAAGUCGCCGGAGACGUGAAGAUGACGUCAUGAUGCCGAUGAUGGAGGAAGGUAUGAACCCGGAUGUAGCGGCUCGCCAAGGGAUGAUGAACAAAAGACAUUUUCCUCCAGGUCUGUUGAUUUUUUUAUUGUUUUUUUUCUAUUAUAAAUUUUUUUGCUUUGCUUUUUAACACCGAUAUAGAAAAUAUUAUCUUGAAUUCAGUUCUUGCCGUUUGCCGUUCACGUUAGCGUAGUUCUAAAUUCAUUAGGACCCCUCCGUGGUGCGGCCUAAUGUGUGUCCCCCCAUUUUUGGUUUGACAUUUGUGGUUUAUGUGAUGAUUCCUUGGCUUCUAUUUAUCAGGUCCGCCAGGAGGUCCCCAUGGGAUGCCACCGGUGUCGGGAGCCCCACCAUUCAUUCCCCCUCACCCAGACCCCUCAAUGGGCCCUCCAACUUCAGGAGCACCACAUGGUAUACCUAUGCAUAUGCCACCUGGUGGUCCCAUUCCACCCGGAAUGCCCCCUCCCUUCAGACCCAUGGGUCCAGAUGGACGACACCACCCCGAGGGGGCACCUCCGGGUAUGCCGCCCCCGGGUAUGCCCCCUAUGCCUGGCAUGGCAGGUCCGCCACCCCACGGAUUUCCGCCUGAGAUGGGAUUACCUCCGGACGGGAUGCCACCGCCAUUUGACCCAGGUUUGUCUUCAUCUUUGUAAAAUUGUCAUCUGUGAACCAAAUAAUUUAAAAACUGAUUAUAAUGUAUAUAUAAAUAAGUUUGAGCUAACAUAGGUAAUUGUUCAUAAAUGCUUGACGGCGAAAGCGUUUCCAAAAAUGCACAGUCAGUUCCCUUUUAGCCGAUGAACGAUUGCGCGAAAUUUCAAACGCAUUCUGCGAAGCGUCAUGUUAAAGUUAAACUAGCGGCGAACUGGAGGUGUUUACUGAUGGCGCAAGUAAAGUAAACGAAUCAAAAAGCUGAAAACUGAAUUUUGAUGAAGGAGACUAUGAACAAUUACCACAUAAAGAAUUACCGGAAAUUUUUCAACGCAAAUGUGCGCCUCUUAAAAUUUAGAGACAGUCGUGGCAAAUUUUCCUUUACUAAACACUAACUGUAUGUUUGCUAGGUCUCGGUAACGUUUUCAACUUUUCCCGUUUUUGAUACGUGUGCGCUGUCUUUCGCGCCAACCAUAUUUUCCUCGCGCUCUCUCAGAUUGUUUUUCUUUUUCACGCUUGCUAGCUUAUCGGUUAAAUUAUUUCCUUGCGCUGUGGAACACAUGCGAGUUUUCUCGCCUUUGACAACUGAUACAUACGUUAAUCGAAUCUCUCCUGUCUUUGAAAUCAGUUUCAUUUGCUCUUGUUUAAUUUAGAUACACUAGUUAUCUAUUAGGUAAAUUUGACUAUUCGUGCGUGGUAACCGAACAGCUACCAACAUGGUGCCGUUUUUAGCUAAACUUGUCCUUGUUUUGCAGGGUUUCCAGGUCGCCCGGGUGCAAUGAGCAUGCGUGGUAGAGGUCGUGGGCGAAUGCCGGUAGGAGGGCCCCCAGGGGUUCCGCCUGGAAUGCCUCCACCCGGGGAAUUUCCGCAAGGAAUAGACGAAAGGUCAGUGCCUUGUUUCCAAGCUGUUCCUCUCAAAGAAUGCCAAUUCAAUCGCGAACUUUUCCCUUUUCAUUAAACUAUGCCAUUUUUGCUCGAAGGUUUUUAUACAUUUUAAUAAAGCCGCUAAGUGUUUGCCCACAUGGAAGUCAAAUUCAUUACGUUAAGGUCCUAUCAAAGUCUUAUUAUGAUUAAAUUCUUUGUGUAGAGGACCAAGACCGUUUGAAGAAGGAGCGGCGUUUUUCCCAGGAGGAGGUGAGGCACAUUUUUACAAUUGUUAUAAUCCCUUUGGUAAAGAGGUCGUAGGAUUUCACGAUACGAAAUCGAUCAGUGGUGAAAAGUUUAUGCGGCCUGCGUUUCAAUGGUGACUAUGUUAUUAUUAAAAGCUGUCAAAGACAAUUUUUUUCUUCGUGUAAAUGACUCGCCUGGGAAACUGUAGACUAGGGGCUAUUUUACUCCAGUUUAUUUUCCCUAGUUGGUGUUGUUGAAAAAUUUUCUACCUGCGUAUGGAGAUAGUGAUCAAUUUUUCCUUCUCUCGAGCGCUUGCCGAGAAAACCUUGUUUGUGAAAGCACUUCCAAAAAGCCAAUCCUCAGUGAAGUUUUUUUUUUCUUUUGGUUUUAGCUGCAAAUUUACAGCAUUUGUGUUAUGACUCUGAUUUUGUGCAGAUAUUAAAUAAGUCGCUUUCAUAUCUGUGGUUCAAACGUUUCAUAUCCUUUUUUUUUUCUGCACACAAAAUUUUCUCUUCUUGAUUUUAAAACAACAUAUAAACAAUUCAAGCUUAAAAUUUUGCUGUCGGUUGGUUUACUGUGAUAAAUUUAAUAAUUUUUCAGGAGUUUUUCCAUCUACAAAGAUCUGUCUCCCUGUACUUCAAUCAAUUUGUUUAAUCUUGCGAGGGAGUUGAACAACUUAUCUCUUGUAUUGAUCUUAAUUACGUCCUCUUAAAAUGUUCGAUUAUUUCCUCCAUACUUUAUCUUCUGAAGGGCAACACGCUCAAUUAAAGAAUGUUUAUAACGCGAUAAUUUCCGGGUCUUCAAUCUCAAUCAAAGUGACUUUCAAUUAAUGCCCUGUAGAUGUUUUUUAAAACUAUUCUUUACUUUGAAAGCUGAAGAAAAUGUUUUGUUCAUUUUCAUAUCCUUCCCAGUCGCCAAAUAGCUGAAACAAUUCGCUGAAAAAAGCUUUAAACAGCAAAGUGAAAAGAGCAUUUGUUUUUCACCUGUUUUGCUGCAGCUUAAUCUUGCAAUGCAGUUGAACUUCUUUAUCUGUGACACUGAUCCUAAUGACUUCGUCCUAGAGAGCUCAAUCAAUUACCUGCACAACGAUAAGCAGGGCUUUGGCGCCAAAGGCAUCAUCAAUCAGUUUAUUGCACGUAAUGAAAUUCUCUUCUUGUGUCUCAGUUUAAGUUGUGUCACCAAAUAAAUCUUUUCACCAAAGGACGUGGGCUUCUUUUUUCUAUUUUUUUACAAACCUAUGCACUUUUUUUAGGUUAAAUUUGCUGUUUUCCUGUUUUUGCUUCUUAUCUCGUUCAAAUUGUCAGUAAACAUUCGUGUAAGCAUUGAAACAGGAACUUGUAUGGAAAGUACUUUUGAACGGAAAUUUCUAGAUGGUUUGUGGGUUUUUUCAAUACCACCGACGUGAAUUUUCUCUAAUUUCAUAAGAAAUGGUCUUUUCAGUGAACCAAAAAUCGAUCAGAACAGAUGUAUGUAAAAUACAGCGAUGCAAAACUACUGCGAUCAGUAAAUCUAAUUGUAAUUUUUUUUUCCUCACAAAUCGUUCAUUUUGAAAAAUAGAGUCAUGUUAGUCUUUACACUUUUUGAUGAUGAUUUUUUUCUUGGGUCGAUGUCUCUAAGGAUCAAAUUUUUUUCUUUCUUUGAGGAAAUGUCUUUCAGGCGAUGAAGUAAUAAAUUCCCAUCAUCUUGUAUACAAUCUAAAGGUUUUUGCAGGAAAUUCAAGACAAAACUUCAACCACAAAUUAAAAAAAACAAACCUUCUCUUCCAUGUAUCUAAGUUGAGUAAAUUUAGAAUUGAAUGGAUCAAAAACUUUUAAUAAGUUUUUAGCAUGCAAGAUUUUUCAGCAAACAUGUAGCGAGGUCAGGAAAAGGUAUCUGCCCGAAGUUUUAUUGAUGAAACACCAAAUUCUCUGAACUGAUUUUGAAGGAAAUACAAAGCAGCUGGUUGGAGAAUUAAUUUUCAGAUCGUAUGUGGAUUUAGAUUAAAAAAACUGCAUUUCCUUGAAAUGUUACGCUUACGUCUUGCUGCAAAAUAAAACUUAGUUUUAAAAAAUUAAAAUCGAUGCACUUGAUCUCCGGAAUGAUUUGUCUCUUUACUGCUCCUUCCAUUUGGUUUUCGAAAGCUCUGUUUUUACGGUGUUAACUGAAUCACUGCACUCUACGCCAUCGCCCGUUCUAUGAUGCAAGCUGGAAACUGUCCAAAACCCUCGUCAGUAGCUUACAAAGGUUGGUUUUCUCUAAACAGUUUUAUAAAAGAGAAAGAAAGAGAAAGAAACUCGAAACUCUAAAGAAACUCGUCGUUCUUUAGUUUUAUCAUUGUUUUUCAACAUCUUUCUUGCUUUUCCAAAACGUUACUUUGCGAUACCGUUUAUUGAUAAGCGAAACAAAUGGAAACAAUACAAUCCCCCCAUUUCAUUCGUGCUAUUUUGCUAAACAUAGGCGGCAGAAAUUUAUAGAAAGCUUUUGUUAUUCUUCAAAUUUUCGGAAGUUCCUCUUUUGCAAAAAUAUCAAAACAGAAGUGCCGUUUCGUUUGUUAUUUAAAUUUAUUUCCAGACAUUGUCCCGUGACAAAUGAAACCUAUUUUGUAUUUAAUCCGAUUUACGUUGAUUUUCUUAAGAGACUAAUAUACGAUUGGCUCUAUUUAUUGUACUCUUUUUAUUCCUUUCCUUUUUUGGCUAAUACAUGGGAAGAAUACAAAAGCGAUGUCAAAUAAAUAUCUUUCUUUAUAACGUCAGUCUUCAGUCAGAGGAUUUACUCAAUGUCCAACCCAGACUAUGUUUUGGCGGAAACCGACGGUAGCAGCUUCAGCUGUUUCCUACCGUUUGACCCAUUUUCGCGUUGGCAGGAUAAAUUACCUUUUGUUUGACUGCUUCCUGAAAAGUUUUUCUUUGGUUUUCCCCGUUUCUUCUUGUGUACGAUGUAAGGUAAAGUUUAAUUCCUGAUGAUCGUGGUCAAUUUUGCCAUAGUCUAGAAUUUUUAUCCCGAAAAAAAGAAAAAAAAAACUCAUGCAGUGUGAUGAUGUUUAGUGGGCAAUAAUUUCCGGGACCUUAAUUUCGUUUGAAAUGCUAUUUAAUCAAUGUUUUUUUCAUGUUUUCAAAACAACUAUUCUCUUUUUCCAUAACUGUUUUAAUUUCCUCCCCCGUUUUGUCAUUGCUGAAAUAAUUUGUUGAGGGAAGCUCCUGAUAGCAAUAAGAGAAAGACGCGAAAUGAACAAAAUCCUUAUGAAAUUAAGUUUUCCUCGUGUAAUUGAAUGUUUGUAAAUAUAUUGUGUCGUUUUUAUUUCGGUUCUCUUACAACAUCGCUGAGGACCUUUCACAAAUCCUCAGCGAUGUUGUAACAGAUUGCCGUAGCGACAACUAAUGUGAAAUGUAUAUAAUACUGUUUCACUCGACGAGAAAACAUUUUGUAUCUUGUAAAUGACAGUGUCCUUAAUCCGAAAAUAUGUCGUCUUCGGCAAAAUGUCGACCAAGCACUAAUUUGCAUUUACACGAACAAUUCCCCAAAUGAAUCUCUUGAGUACGCCAAAGAAAGUGACGUUAGAUUGAAUUUAUUUCGUCCCACAUUGGACAUCGUUGUAUUAGCCUAGCCCUUUUGUCAUUUCCUUUUUACCGACAGGUUUAGAGUCUUUUUGAGGAUUAUCUUUUUUCUAAGAAACCGAAUGCAAAUUAACAGUAACUUUGUUAUCAAUGCCAAAUAUUUUACCCCGUGUCGGUGCUGUAGUAAAAAUAAUACAUUGAUCCUGUCAGUUUUGGAGAUUAUCUAUGGGGAAUAUGUGACCGCCUUCUAUGACAGAUCGUAUCUCAAAGAUUAUCGUUGAGUGCACUCGAGAAUUUCAUUGGAUUAGUGGACUAAAUAUUUCACCUCCUACUCGAAUGUCGGUAAGGUUAGCUCAGUUCUCUAUCACGAUAACCUGCAGGUUUUUGAAAAAUGAAAAGGUUCAUUAUUUAACCUUUUUCACACGCCUAGGUAGGAAAGACAGCAGCAGUUGUUUGAUAUUUUCGUGGCGUAAAGAAUUCUUAGACACAUUUAUUGAUGGCUUUUGGGGUGAGUUGAGACAUUUGUAAAAUAAAUGACUCUGACUUUUACAUUGGCUUCCUGACUUCCUUUCUGCAAAGAUUUUAUUGCAACCCCUUUUUUUCCGGAAAGGAAUUUUUUCAUUCUUAUCAAGUGUCGACCUAAAGCUUUUAUAAGCAAAUUUCUUGUUUGUGAAUGUUUUUUUUUCCUGUUCGCCUCCUUUCCACGGUGGAGUGGUUCUUAUUGGAAAAUAUUUUUUUAAGUGUGCAUAGCUUAAAUUACAGGUGUUAUGACCCGAGGCAAAUUAUUUAUCCGGAAUCUGAAAGUUUACUUAACCUGGGGGCUUCGAUUUUGCCUAUUUUCUUGAAACCACUUUGUUAUUUGGAGUGCAGCUAAUCUGCAAAAGAUAAUUGCUAUCUACCUUAUUGUAAUCUCAACCUCAUAGGAGACUCCGUUGCAAAUAAUCCUCUAUUUUCCACAGGGGUCAUUUGUUCUUUUUUGUUCCAAAGUAAUUCAGUACUUUUUCGGUUUUGUUUUGCUGUGUUGUUUUCGGUUUGAUACUAAUGUGUGUUGGUAAUUUUGAUAGUAUAAAUGUAAAUGCCAAGCCUAUGGAAAGGUGCUUUUAUUGUCAAAGCGUGCACUGGCAAUUUGUAACGCGAUAUUCAACCCAAAACAUGGCCGAAAUUUGGUGCUGAAUACCUCGGAUUUUCGCGUUCAUAGUUACCGAGUUACAAAGUCACUGCUAAUUAGAUCCUUCCCAUUAUGCCUGCCGGCAAUAGCUAAAUGCCAAAAAUUUGAAUAUUACUCCUUAUUCGUUUAUCGUCGAUCAGCUUGCUAUCCUAUCCAUUAGAACAACAUUGUCAUUCAAAUUUGCACAACCGGUGAUUACUCUAGCGAGAACACAAAAUGCUAACCCUGUCAUUGCUGUAAACAACAAAUCACAAGGCGUUGUUACUGAUAUUCCGUGUCAAAUAUCGGUUUUAUUUAUAUCAAAUUUUAUUUUGGACUCUGUUCGUAACUUCAUACUCCACGUCACCGUGGCUCUCGUGGGAUCAUCCGUCAGAGGAGAUCAGUCUUCGCUCGUCCGUCCGUCUUCCGAAGUACAUGUAGCAUACACUGCAUCAGUUAAUUGAGACGUGAAAGCGACCGGGAAAAACACUGAGGCACAGUGGGGAGGGAGCUAGCGUUAAAUUAAGCCACAGGGAGGCCUGCGCGACUUACUUUAGUGAGGCAACAACAGAAAGGAUACGAAUUUGGUCUUUGUUUCCUCCAUAAUCAGUGUCUCCACGUUUUGCAAUUUCCUUGCCAAGAUUGCUGUUUGUCAUCAUUGCUGAGAAGCUCGUGAUCAACAAAAGCAAUGUAGAGUCUGUUGGGAUAGAUUAAUAUUCAAUUUUGCGAUCUCGUUAUCAGACUUGCGGUCAACAUCGGUCGCGCCAGCUUUGCUACGUUUGGUGCAAAGUUGAAUACUCAAGACAUCAGUUCGCGGGCAUAUUUGAACAAUUACCUUCGAUCAACUCAACAGUCCAAGAAGCUCUUCGAAUUUCGGACUGGCACCACAUUAUCGUGUAUUUAUUUCCUUCGAAAUAGGAUUGCACACAGACUAAAACGGUCUCGAUAUGAAUUCGUCGGGUUUCCCCGAACUUGUUACAGCCAUGAAUAGUAGCAACGUAAGCGACCCAGGAGGACAGCAAUUUCAUUUCUACGUCGAACCGUUUUCCUUGCAGCUUGUGCGAUUUAUUUUAGACGCCGUAAUUUUCGUGGCUGGCGUCCUAGGCAACGGUCUGGUGUGUGUUGUGGUGGUUAAAGAACGUCUUCAUCGUUCUCUCGCCUACUGUUUGAUUCUAAACUUGGCUAUCAGCGAUUUAGGUAUCCUCCUGUUUAGCCUUCCAUUUGGCGUGUUACGCACAGAGGAUGUCAGCUGGCCGUUUGGAGAGUUUGGCUGCAAGGUGCUUUACCCGUUGAGUGAUGUUUUUCACGGUGUUUCCAUCGCCAGCAUCACUGCCAUAGCCGUUUUUCGAUACCGUGGGAUCAUUUCCGGGCACGGUUUGAGCCAAAAGGAGACCAUGAAAACAGUUAAGGUUGUCAUUUUGUUAAUGUGGCUCCUGUCCUUUUUGCUGUUCGUGGUGCCGUUAUUCUUUGUCAUGAACUACGCGGAAUAUGGAAGCCGUGCAUUCUGUCACCCCCAGUUUCCGAGUGUCACUUUCUACAAGCUGUACCAAGGGGAGACAGUGUUGUUAACUUAUAUUUUACCUCUGGGUAUAAUCCUCUUCACCUAUCUUCGUAUACGAAGACGUUUGAACGAGAGCAUCGCCUUACACAGCCACAUUCGUCGAGAGUCUCACCAGCGUCCUUCCUCCUCAUCAGCGGGGGGAAGCCGCCGUGCAAGUGACCGCAACUACAAAGCGCUUAAAAUUUUAACGCCAGUUGUUCUGGUCUUCUUCGUUACACUGUUGCCGUACAAUGUUUUUCGCGUGGUAGACAUCUUCCAGGACACUUCGAAGUUUGAGUAUUUGUUGUUUUUUUUCAAAGUAUGCAUCUUGUUUUUUGUCUGCAACAGCUCAGCUAAUCCUCUCAUUUAUGCUUUGUUCAGCGAGGAGUUCCGAAAGGCUUUCAAGUGGCACAUAAAGCAUUGUUCUUCAUCGGGGAAACGUUCCAGGCUUUUUUCCCUAUCAGAAAAAGUAUCCUCAUUCCGCCGCGCUAGAUCUUUUUUCGCCCGUACCAGUGUGCGUGGUAAAGAGCGAGGUAGUUUGUCGGCUUCCGACGUUUUCGUGUAG